UGCAUUUAUCUGGUAGUUGUUAAUGUACACGCAGACUGGGAGGGGUGGCCUUGUGUGCAAAUGAGGUCUGAAUCCUUCCUGCCUGUUUGCUCAGACUUGUGCUGUAACUCUCAAUAGCCUGGUAUACAAAUUAUAUCCUGUAUCUGUUAAGCAAUGUUAAAGAGUUUGUUAUAAAACAACAUUUGUGGAGGUAAGACCUUUCAAUUACAGAAAGUUUGAAUUGUCAUCUGAGAAGUACGAAUAUGGCUGAGCACAGUGCACAACCACAAGGCUCCAGUAAGAUGAAUCAAGUACAGGAGCAGGUCAAUGAUGUCAAAGUUAUCCUCAAAGACAACAUAAACAAAGUGUUGGAGAGGGGAGAGAAGCUAGAUGACCUAAUUGGGAAAACAGAUGAUCUGCAGGCAACUGCUGACUCAUUUCAAAGGACAUCUGCACGUGUUUCCAGAAAGUAUUGGUGGAAAAAUAUCAAAAUGAUGAUUAUAAUCGGAGUGAUUUUGUUCUUCGUUGUUUUGCUUAUCAUUCUUUUGGCAACUGGAGUCAUUCCCUCAUAAUAAACAACAUACACUUCUUUCCUGUAUCAAAUGUAAUUAAGUGGAAGUUGGGUUAUCACCUGUAUUUAUGCUGUUUUUGUCUGUUAUCUGUACUUUGGGAGACAACACAUUCAGAAAAAUGUCAUGUAAAUAGAAUGGAAAAUGUUUACUGUGUAAAAAUGUACAUUAUCAGAUCUAUAGUAAACUGAACCACUAAGGUUGAUUAGCUUGAGAUUAUAAAUGAACAUUUAAUUCUUAGAGUUUACAAGACUGAAUAUCACUAGUUUAAAUCAAGCUUCCUCUGGACUUUGAAACCAUAUAGUGGUUGUAGUUUAUAUAACAAAAUGAAUACAUUUUUCUGAAGGGUAAAGAUAGAGGCGGAAGUAUGUUUAUGAUUGUGUUUAGUAUUUUGGACUCCAUGUAUCCCAUUUAUGGUCCAACCUUUUUUCUUUUAUGGUAAUUCUUUGUUAAUUGUAAUGGUAUUGUUUUAUAUUUCAUAGUAUUCUGUUAAUUAUUUAGAUCUUCGUUUCUGCAUCUAACACUGAACUUUCUACAGAAAAUGAACUGUAUAAUCUUGAUGAUCUCACAUGAUGUGCUAAUUAGCAUGUAAAUACUGAACACUGUACAAAUCAGCCUGCAUAAUAAAGAGACUCUGUGGCAUGCAUGUAA
Molecule: messenger RNA, 1199 nt
Organism: Tachysurus vachellii
Lineage: Eukaryota; Metazoa; Chordata; Actinopteri; Siluriformes; Bagridae
Exons: 3
Coding region: 243-551 (102 amino acids)
Biological process (GO): vesicle fusion; SNARE complex assembly; exocytosis
Cellular component (GO): SNARE complex; plasma membrane
Molecular function (GO): SNAP receptor activity; syntaxin binding
Source: RefSeq, a predicted model, not a curated record